Molecule: messenger RNA, 2000 nt
Organism: Carassius carassius (crucian carp)
Lineage: Eukaryota; Metazoa; Chordata; Actinopteri; Cypriniformes; Cyprinidae
Gene: rfng
Product: RFNG O-fucosylpeptide 3-beta-N-acetylglucosaminyltransferase
Exons: 8
Coding region: 98-1240 (380 amino acids)
Biological process (GO): regulation of Notch signaling pathway; pattern specification process
Cellular component (GO): Golgi membrane
Molecular function (GO): O-fucosylpeptide 3-beta-N-acetylglucosaminyltransferase activity
Source: RefSeq, a predicted model, not a curated record
UGUUCACACAGGGUCUGCAGUGAUGCAGUGAAGAUGGGUGCUGUUGUGGAGAGUCAGGCAGGCGUGGGCGGUUGAGUUGGCGUUGAGUACAGGAAGAAUGCACUUAUCCCAUGUUGGCACCAAUAAAAUCUGCUUCCUGCUUUCCCUGGCGUUCUGUGCCCUACUAGUGCUGCUUAUUCCCUCCUUACAACCUCUGCAGCGUCAGAAGGAUCUGCCCCAACCCCGGCCCCGUACCAAACCCAUUAGAGCCGGAGCCGGACGCAGACAUGACCUCUAUGGGAACCCCGGCCAAGGAAGCGAGGAUGCCAAGGAUGGUAGUUUCAUUCACCCACUUCCUCCUAGAGGCCGACCCGAGGACCCACAGAGGACGCUAGAGAGAGACACUGCACACGCCAGAUCCCCUGGGUCCCGUUCCAGAGACUCUUUGGAUUUGAGAGACAUUUUUAUUGCUGUUAAGACCACCAGGAAAUAUCACAAGUCCAGAUUGCAGCUCCUGUCCCAGACCUGGGUGUCCAAAGCCAAGGAACAGACGUUUAUCUUCACGGAUAGCGAGGAUAAGGAGCUCAGACAGAAAGCAGGGCUGAACAUGAUCAACACCAACUGCUCCGCGGCUCACACGCGUCAAGCCCUGUGCUGCAAGAUGUCUGUGGAGUAUGACAAGUUCAUCGAGUCACAGAAAAAGUGGUUCUGUCACAUGGAUGAUGAUAACUACGUGAUCCUGCCAAGUUUGCUGGAGCUGCUGUCAUCCUACUCUCACACACAGGACGUGUAUCUGGGCAGACCCAGUCUGGACCAUCCCAUAGAGGCCGCUGAGAGGGUCAAGAGCGACGGAUCGUCAUCAGUCAAGUUCUGGUUUGCUACUGGAGGAGCUGGAUUCUGCAUCAGCCGAGGCUUGGCUCUCAAAAUGAGUCCAUGGGCAAGUCUUGGAAACUUCAUUACGACUGCAGAGAAGAUCCGCCUUCCGGACGACUGUACAGUAGGUUACAUCAUCGAGGCUUUGCUGGAGGUUCCUCUAACACACACAGGCCUGUUCCACUCACACCUGGAGAAUCUGCAGAGACUCCCAACUGACAGCAUACUCAAACAGGUGACCCUCAGUUAUGGUGGAUUCGAGAACAGGAGGAAUGUGGUCAGUGUUGGAGGAGCGUUCUCAUUGGCUGAAGACCCUACACGGUUUAAAACGGUUCACUGCCUACUCUACCCAGACACAGACUGGUGCCCACGCAAGACUCUUCACUGACCGCUGGGAUACGAACGCCUCAUCAGGAGCAGAGACCUUCCCAUAAAUCGCUUCAUACCAAAAUAAGACUUUGAGUAAAUGAGCUGGUUUGCAGCAUGGAAAGGCAUUUAAAGGAAAAGGGAGUAAAACGUUUAGGAAAGCAAUAAGGAAUCCAAAAAUUUAAAUUUGUUGAAAAUGUGCUCACCUAUAAGCCAUCUAAGAUGAGUUUGUUUCUUCAUCAGAUUUGGAGAAAUGUAGCAUUGCAUAACUUGUUCAUCAAUGGAUGCUCUGCAGUGAAUGGGUGCCGUCAGAUUGAGAGUCCAAACAGCUGAUAAAAACAUCACAAUAAUCCACAAGACAAAUAAAUUUGGUUUGUAAACAGUGCUUGAUCUGUGCAUAUUUCUCUCCUGAUUCAGAUGAGGUGUAUUUUUCAUUGUAGUAGAAAGCAGUGUUAUGAAGAGAGGGCUCGUGUUUUAGCCAGAAUCAAUGGUUAAAAAAGUUAAAAAUAUCUUUGUUUUUUGACAAACAUGAAGCUUUUCACUUCAUAAGAUGUUAACUGAUUAACUGGAGUGGUGAGGAUUAUUGUGAUUUUUUUAUCAGCUGUUUGGACUCUCAUUCUGACGGCACCCAUUUACUGCAGAAGUGAUGCAAUGCUACAUUUCUCCAAAUCUGUUCCGAUGGAGAAAAAUUUAAAUUUUUGAGUGAACCAUUCAUUCAAGUAGUUUUUGUUUGGUACUUUCUACAUUUUUAUUGUGAAAGAGGGUGGCUGUCAUUUAUUAAA